GUUCAUAUUAUUCAGGUUAGGCAUAUUCUUUGUGAAAAGCAGUCGAAAGUACUUGAAGCGCUUGAAAAACUAAAGAGCGGGGCGAAAUUUAACGAAGUUGCCUCUCAGUACAGCGAAGACAAAGCGCGACAAGGCGGUGACUUGGGAUGGAUGACCCGAGGUUCCAUGGUCGGUGCGUUUCAGGAUGCAGCGUUUGCGCUGCCUAUUAGCACCAUUGACAAGCCUAACUACACCGACCCUCCAGUGAAGACUCAAUUCGGCUAUCACAUUAUCAUGAUCGAAGGCAAAAAAUAG
Soboliphyme baturini is the source of this 294-nucleotide messenger RNA. Lineage: Eukaryota; Metazoa; Nematoda; Enoplea; Dioctophymatida; Soboliphymatidae. The record is from the annotation of a GenBank genome assembly.